CUUAUUCAAGAGACGAUCGAUAUUGACACUGUUUCCAUUCUACCGACCGCGGACUCGCUCAAUUCCCGUAUUGUUGAGCCAUUCGCAUACUAUCCUAGCUUGUCGAGUCUCCUGUGGUGCGACACUGCCGUAGCAGUGGCACAGAUUGACUUAGCCACAGUUCUUAUACAGACAGGCCUUUGCAAGUCAACAAACGCCCAAACCAGCCGACCACUGAAUUGCAUUGUUUUUCUGGAACCUGUUCCUCAAAACUCAACUCAUUCAGCGAGCUUAUACCUCUAUCUUCAAGCUCCUUUAUCUUCUUUUUCGUUCGUCAGAGGUUGUGGUUGUUUGAUAUCUAUUAUCCUCAACCACUAUUCACCAGGCCUGGAAACAAUUGCGCGACUCGUUUGAGUGGGCACCAAGUUUUCCAUCUCCUCGUAACUUGAGGACUUACCGAAUUCGACUGUGAAUCACUGUCAAAACUUACUAUAUCUUCUUCCGCCUUUUUUCCAUCUUCACCCCAACUUCACAUUUACACUUCGCAUCGCAACUCUAUAUCAUAAGCGUUUUCACCCAUCUCAAUCACAUCUUCAUUGCCCUUCGACUCUAGCAAUAUUCUAUUGUUGAUUCCUUGAUCAAGGUCAGUUUCAACUUGGUGCAGUCAAGCACUAUCCCAUUCUCUAAGUACGUCGGCCUCAAUACGACUUCUCAACCAUAUCAUCAACGCGGCUCUUUAGCAUCACUGUUCACGGCGGCUAACAGUCCUUAGAAACCCUCUGCCGAAGCCAUGGCACCCGCAAAUGCCAAAGCCAACUACAAGACCUACGAGGCUCAGGCUCGUAUGGUUCGGGCUAUCGUCGCCGCUCAUCCCGACGUCAAGUGGAACUACAAGGAAAUCGCCGCUUGUUACGGCUCUGACAUGACAGACCAUGCUUUGAAUCAUCGAUUCCGCAAGGUUCGGGCAACUGUCAGCAUUAUCCAUGCGGCUCGUGAGCAAGGUCUGGAUGUCAAGGAUUUGACCACCGACGAAAACCUCCUCCCUGCCACACAGGGAGCUAUUGACAAGAACAAUAUUGCCAAAUACUUUGGCCAAUCUACCGCAGAUGGCAUCCAAUUCCAGUUCCGAACUAUCAAGAAAGACGCUGAGGCCCUUCGUUAUGCCGCUAACAAUGGUGAUGAUGUCGCCAACUGCCUCAACCUUGGCACAGCGUCCGGGCUGCCAAAUACCCCAUCCAAACCUACUCCGUCACGCCAGCCUGGAAGUCGAUCGGCCAAGGGAUCCAAGCGCAAAACUUCAUACACACCCUUGAAUCCCAUCAAGCGCUCCGGCUCGGAAGAUGAAGACGGCGAUGAGCUUAACUUUGAUGAAAUGGAUCAUACUCCCUCAAAGAAAGUCAAGACAACUGGCCGUACUCCUCGUGGCCCUACGCCCUCUCGCACAGCUGCCCAGAAGGCCGCUGCUACUAUCGCCGACGCUUCCGCGCAGUACAAUGACAGCGAGUCUCCGUACGAGGAUGCCCCUACUCCAACUCCAGGUCCUACUUCGGCUCCUGUCGGUCUCCCUGCUGCAACGCUCCCUCCUUCCGCGACUGUUGCUCCGACCUCUAUCUUUGGCAACGUAGAGCGUAAGCCUCAGCCGUCCGUGGUGGGAAAUUCUGGUCUUGACAUGAUCAACUCAGUUGGCCUUGGAUAUCCCGACAUCUUCUCAGUCGCGGGAACCUUUCGCGCUCCACCUCCCGAUGACUCGUCCUACAUGGAAUGGGGUGACGGAGAGAUCUAAACUCUCGAUCUCGAAUCGCGAUCUCUGACUUGAGCAAGAACUGAUACCGUCGACAAAGGUUAUCGGAUACAGUACCAAAAUAUGGAUGAAAGCUCUACAGAGUGUACUAUACAACAUACCACAAAAGCACGAAUGCGGAACCGGUUCUUUUUGUUAGCGACAUAUGGCUCGAUCGGCUUUUACUGCCUUGCUGUCGGUAUUUUGAUCAUAUUUCAUGCCCUUGCCCCCUGUUUUCCCAGCACAGAUACCCCUUUUUCCCGCAACACAGAAGCAUUCAGUUCUUUCCUUUGACACCAGACAUUCGACACACUUCAUGGCUUCUUAGCCGAUCAGUUAGUAAGGGUUCAUUUGGGCAUGAAUAGUAUGGGGCAUGUAUGAGUUCUAGCUAGCUAUGGUGCUCACUUCAAUAAACAGCGUGAGUCUUAAAAGGUGGUGCCCUGUAAUUUAUGGCUGUGACAUAACCAUUAUAGCAUAAAUACUAUGAUAUGCUAAAAACAAGUGUAUUAGGUGCAGGACAGCAAUUAUCUGGCAAGAUCAUAUUGAGUAUGUCUUGUCUUGCUUGAGGCUCUGAUCCGAGUGAUCUUUUCCAAGUUGAGUAUCGAAUUGCCUUGACAUGUUGUCGUGGAUUCAGUAGUAUUUCGUGGCUCGCAUGAGAAUGGCCUCGCUCAGGAGUUGCUUGAUUUUGACUUGCUUUUUCAUUGACAUGUCUACGUCUCUUAGGAUAGACAUGUUGCUCAACUUAACAAAAGCUGCCACAAGGCAUCUUUUUCCACAAAGUCAUGAUGAAUCACGUUGACCAGCCAAUAAUCAUCCUUGAUGCCACUCAAAAGUUUCUCACUCUCAGAACCCCGGCCGUACACCUUGGCCCAUUCACCCCAAAUUCCAAACGCCUCCUCGCUCCAAGCUCGGAAACUAACCUCCUCAAUAAUAGUAGGCGUGAUGAUCUCCUUUCCGGGAAACACACCCCAUGUCACGGCAUUCGUAGACGGACCGGCUUCCGUCGAACCGUUCACGUGAUCGCUGUUGUCCGAUGAGAGAUAAUCUCCGCGUGCGUUGCUGGCGUAGAAGCAUACAGAGUCUUGCAGCUCCGGCGAUGCGAGCUUAGCCUUGAGAGUGUCCCAUUCGUUGGCGGGGAUGAAGAAUUCGACGAACGACUUCUGAAAGACAAAUCCGUUGGGUGGACCCCAGCCAAAGGUGCCGUCGCUGGAUCGCAAGCCAUUGACGGCAGGCUGCGAAGCGACAGUCCACCAGCCCUUGCGAUUGAGUUGCAGGAGGUUAGGUUGAAUAGUUGAACUCUCAGCCCGAAGCUCCUCCUCACUCCAGGGGAUGGCGGAGAGCUCUCCCCGAAUAUGCUUGACAAACAGGUCGUUGAUAUCCUGCCGUGUCUUGGGGUAACCCCAAAGUUUGACAGCCUGUGUUACAGACAUAUGGAGGCUUACGCCGUAUCCGUCAAUCUCACCAUAGGCGGGGGAUCGGGCGUCGCCAAAACGACCGUUAGGAAAGUCAUCCCAUGUCGCCUCACGGCCCAAAACGCCUUCGCCCUCCGAAAUGGCGAGAGUGUUUGCACGGGUAUUGAUUGCUUCGGCACGCACGCCGGCCUCCUGUCCAGUAGCCUCCCAUUCAGGAUAUAUCGCUGGCCUAUCACCAACAAUCACACGAUUGUGGGGGUCUGAGGCAACAGAAGAAUGUCUUCUUGACUGCCGGGAGCGGGAGUGGCUGCUAGAACGCAUGUUGGCGCUGCCAUUGAUCUGUAGCGAGGGAAUGGCUAGUUCGUCCACUGCGAUGGCUUCUUCGUUCUCUGGAGGGUCAGGGAUGAGAUUCGCCCGCUCCAGGAUGAAGGAUACGGCCUUCUCCAGGUUGAGCGUGUAAAAGUGGAAGCCUUUUGGACCCGGUGUCUUGGACUUGAUGGUCUUGAUUUUGUCUAUCAAUUCACUGACGAUAUCCACGCCGACCAUCUUUACACGUUCAUCAUCACCUUUGACAUCGUCGAGGCGUGCGAGGAGAUGGUCUGGAAUUUUGGCAUGGCUUAGCUUGGUUGUGCGCUUGAUCAUCUGGUAGCUCUGGAUGGGCAUAAGUCCUGGAAUAAUGGGAAUGCCCUUAAAGGCACCGCUGGGGUGUUCUCGUAGAGUGGUCUCGAAGUGCUCGUAUGCUUCAAUGUCGAAGAAAAGCUGGGUUUGGAUGAAGUCGGCACCAGCCUGCACCUUUUGCACAAGGUAAGGAAGAUCAUGCUCCAAGCUUUGCCCGAGAGGAUGGCUCUCUUCGGCAUGUCCCUCGGGGUAAGCUGCGACACCAAUACAGAAGUAGUCUGCGUGUGUCUUGCGGAUAUAUCUGACCAGGUCAACAGCCCAGUUGAAGUCCUGGCCUCCGUCAUCCUCAGAAUCUUCUGGGUCACGGUAUUCUUCUCUUCGUGGGGGAUCACCUCGCAGGGCCAAAAUGUUUCUGAUUCCCAGUGCUUUCGCAUCUGAAAGCGCCUCAUCGAUCAGUUUCUUGCUCAUAUUGGUGCAUGUCAGGUGCAGGCAAGUUGUAAAUCCAACCUCUCUCUGACACAACUCGGCCAAUUCAAGUGAUUUUUGGGAUGUACUGCCACCCGCACCCCAAGUGACAUUCACAAAGAGCGGUCGAAGGGCACGCUCCAUUCGGUGAAGACGGUCUCGCAAGUUGGAGAAGCCCAUGGCGGUCUUGGGCGGGAAGAAUUCGAGAGAGAAGUAUGUGCCAUCAGCUGGCAGAGCAGCGAUGCGAUCGGUGAUCUUGUCCAUUGCGACGGACGGUGGGAGCUAUCUUAAUGGUUCAAUGAUUCGCGUUUAUUCGUAAUAUGUGAAUUGAGAAAGUUGUAGACUCGAAGUUGGACGGAUAUCGUCGGGGGGUACUUGAACUGUCGAAUCGUCGAUGAUUGACUGGAAGAGGAGGAGAGAUGCAAUACUGGAAAGGGCAGUUAGCUCAAAGCUGGCUUGUCGCUCUCUCUUAUCGAUUAAGAGCUAUCGUCCUCAGACUGAAGAGGGGAGGGGCUCUCGACUCAAGGAGAUAACUCGGAGUGAGACGAGACAAGUCGAGUCGAAGACGUCGGGGUCCCUUUUCUUUAUUCUAGAUCGUGGAGGGGAU
This is a messenger RNA of Fusarium odoratissimum NRRL 54006, 4861 nucleotides long. RefSeq lists its product as uncharacterized. The record is from RefSeq and is a predicted model, not a curated record. The coding region runs from base 770 to 1762 and encodes 330 amino acids. NCBI's taxonomy places the organism in Eukaryota, Fungi, Ascomycota, Sordariomycetes, Hypocreales, Nectriaceae. The transcript has 5 exons.